This is a messenger RNA of Vitis vinifera (wine grape), 1608 nucleotides long. RefSeq names its product protein NODULATION SIGNALING PATHWAY 2-like. Gene Ontology annotation, biological process: regulation of DNA-templated transcription. The coding region runs from base 1 to 1608 and encodes 535 amino acids. Gene Ontology annotation, cellular component: nucleus. The transcript has a single exon. NCBI's taxonomy places the organism in Eukaryota, Viridiplantae, Streptophyta, Magnoliopsida, Vitales, Vitaceae. Gene Ontology annotation, molecular function: sequence-specific DNA binding; DNA-binding transcription factor activity. The record is from RefSeq and is a predicted model, not a curated record.
AUGAUGCAGCCUGAUGAGCUUCUUCAGUUCCCAUGGCCAUGCUUCAACGACAUAGAUUCAUGUCUUGAUGAAAUUGCAGUUUAUGGACUAGGCAUUGAUGCAGACAUGGAGUCCGGGUUCUCCCUUUUCAACACAAUUAAGGACAGUCCUGAUGUUGAAUUCAUCCCAUAUCCUCCAACAACGUUGUCUGAUGAGUACAUGGAUUUUCCCAUUCAUAUUGAUGAGGUUCAACAUACACUACCGAAUGAUGUUUAUUCACUAAAUUUGGAGGAGUUUGAGACCAUUUUGAGCAAUGAUACUGAGGAUACGUUUGGAUGGUUGGAGGAGAGACAGAAAAGUUAUCCUUCUAAACAACCCUCUGUUGAAGGAGACGACAACUGGAGCUUUAGCCCAUCCAUGAAGUCAGCUGAUGCAUCUAUGGACGUGGACUCGAUUGAAGCUUUGUUAACCUUGCCUACAGAGGACGUGGAAAUGGAUAAUGAACUGAGCAUUGUUCAUCUGGUCAUGGCCUAUGGAGAAGCUGUGGAGAAGGGAGAGGCAGAGCUUGCAGUUGUGUUGAUGAACCGCAUCCAGGAAAAAGUAAGCCCUGCUGGUGAGGUUGUGGAGCGGCUUUCAUAUUACUUAUUCCAACCCACAGACAAGCAAACAAACUACCUCAGACAAGAGUCUGCCAAGAACUUCAAUGUAGCCUUCAAAGCGUUCUACCAAAUCUUCCCAUAUGGGAAGUUUGCUCACUUUGCAGCCAACUCGGCAAUCCUUGAGGCCAUGCCUCACGAUGCUGAGACCAUACACAUAGUUGACUUCGACAUGGGAGAAGGGUUACAAUGGUCUUCAAUGAUCGAUGCCAUAGGGCAACACCACCAAAAGACAGUAAGACUCACAUCGAUCAAGCGAAGGGAGGAGGGUUAUGUUUGUGCUGCUUCACAAUGGAGAUUCGAGGAGACAAAGAGGCAUCUCUACAAUCACGCCAGAUCCGUUGGCCUAAAGCUGAAGGUAGAGGAGAUGGAGCUGCAGGGGUUGAUGAAUGAGAUAAAGAGAACGAAGAAAAAGGGUGGAAGAAGUGAAUGGCUGGCUUUUAAUUGUAUGAUGGGCCUUUCACACAUGGGGAGUACCGGCAGAAGAAGGCAGGCUAUGGAGUUCAUGACGGUAGCCAAGGAACUAACUGUCCAUUCUAAAAAUAACAACAGGGGCAUCAUAACUUUCGGUGAUGGAGAUGGCUGGGAGAAACAGAAGAACACUUCGAGUUUUAGGUUAUUCUUUAAUGAAUAUUUAAUACAUUACCAAGCCCUGUUAGAAUCAAUGGAGUGGACCUUCCCAACUCAUUUUGCAGAAGCAAGAAUAGCCAUGGAGUGUCUCUUUGUGGCACCUCAUGUCUCAUCUCUGGGUUGGUUCCAGAAGUGGGAGGAGAUGAAGGGAGGUGACUCUAAUGUUGACUCAAUAUUGGGGUUGGAGGGGUGGAGAGUGAGCCAAGAGAGCUUAAUGGAAGCCAAACAGAUGGUGAGAGAAGGGGAGAGUAAAUAUGGGGUGAAGAUUGAAGGAAACAAUAUGAAUAUGAUGGUCUUAGAAUGGAGAGGAGCCCCAUUAGUGAGAGUUUCUGCUUGGAGGUAA